AUGCAGCGAGCACGGAGUAUCGAGUUCAUUCGCGAGAGCCUGACGAAGCGCAACCGACGACGCAGCUUCAAGAACCUCUUUCAGCUUCCGCUCUCCGCCCGAUCGUCCACCUAUGGCCCGGCGACGACGACAGCAGCGGUGGGCUCGAUACCGGCCGACAUAGUGAGGGAGAUUGUCGAUCUGCUAUCACCGGCGGAUGUGCUGAGCUUCAGCUUGACGUCGUCGCACUUGCGAGCUCUGCUCAUGCCGGCGCUCUACGACACGGUCACCCUCAAGUCGAGCAGGAACUGCAGAGUCACGUUGAACAUGCUCCGCGAGAGGAGGGAUAUCUGCAGGUACAUCAAGAAGCUCGCGGUUCGCCCAAACUACUACCUCGCAUGGCCCAAGCCGGACGAGUACUUGCACGAAGACUGGGUCGUCGACAUGAUCGAGGAGUUCUCGAAAGAUUUGAUGACGAUGCACACGUUCGAUUGGGACGGGUUGGAGCUACCACGAGACUCAAUAUGGAGCACCCUUCGCGCAAAUUGUCCCCAGCUGAAGAGUGUCUUUUCGAACGUCGGAACGCUGUCACUCAACUCUAAUAGCAGCCUCUUCUCGUUCUCCGACUUGACAAGCUUCUCGCUCAUAGUUCGCCACGGGCUCGGCGGGAAUGAGCUCUUCCCGGCCCUCGAGCCCAUGCCUGAUCGUUUCUGGGAGAUGAUCAUCAACCGGUGUCCUGAUCUCCAAGAACUCGCGAUCUGCAGCUUCUCGUCGUCCGCACGCGUGUUCGACUUUGAGCGAAUCACUGAAGGCACCUGGCCUCGCCUGCACACACUGACGCUCGGUUCAUUUGGAUACCAGUCCGACUUUACCCUCGGUCCUCCUCGACUCCUUGGACCUGCCACAGAGCGCUCGCUGGGCACAUUCCUCGAUCGGCAUACCGAGCUCAAAUAUAUCCGCUUUCUGUGGAACUUCAAGCGCUGGAUGUCUCCGGAUUCCAUUUCAAUGCACCUCUCGCCUUCCUCUCUGCCAGCUUUAGACACAUUUAUCGGCGUUUACCAACAACUCGCCGAACUUCCUAAUCCACAAGCCCUCGAGACUCUAGACCUUACUUGCGAGCCCGUCUACGAAAGCCGGCUAGACACUGUUUGCCCCAUUCUCAAAAGCCUUAUCAACCUCACGAGCCUCGAUAUCUGGACGCACGUCUUCGACCCCAGUCGCGACCACACUCGUUUCUUUAAUUCAAUCCUCGCAGCAUGUCCGAAGCUUACUGACUUUCAUUUCAUGUGUACAACGUCCUUCACGCUUAAACCUUUAAAGCAGCUCAUAACACAACUGCAUCUCCUUCCUCACCUCAAACGCUUCUCGCUAACAAAAGGGCACAAAUACAUUGACGAGAACAUGCUCUCGACCGCCCUCCGCGUCCUCAAGUACAACCCGUCUCUGAAGCAGAUCAGCAUCCGUUGGGCUCGCGAACGUUGCCCAAACCACCUUAAACAGGAGGGAUCGUAUGACAUCAUCAGUGAUGACGAAGGGCAGCCCGAGGCUCUGAUGGUCGUCGAGAGAGGCAUACCCAUCGUGGGCUCGCCAUUCCUCAGACGGUACAGACACAGACUAGAGGGUGGCAACGGGAGGUUCAGGAGGAACGUGCCGACCAUGAGCACCCCUCCUCCACCCAUCCAGGAUCUCGAGAAGUAUUGA
Messenger RNA from Cyclocybe aegerita, 1680 nucleotides. Lineage: Eukaryota; Fungi; Basidiomycota; Agaricomycetes; Agaricales; Hemipholiotaceae. The record is from the annotation of a GenBank genome assembly.